AUGGCAGAGGAUUUUGAUAAACUUACUCGGCGUCAUGCUGUUAAAAUAGCAUCGACAGCCAGUGUGGAGGAUUGUAGUUUGGCUGCUGGUGAAGUUGUUGGUUAUGAGAAUAUCGGAUCAGCUUCCCGCAUGAAUAAUGCGAUUGUUUUGUUCCUAAAAUCAAUUGAGCUUGCCAAUCACCUGACGGAGACGGAUGUGGUGAUAGAUGGUGUUUUUACAUCUGUUGUCCCUCUUUCUAAGCCAUCCAAGAAAGUAAUUCUCUCAAAUGUUCCCCCCUUCAUUUCUGAUGAAGUUCUAGGACAAACACUGUCGCGCUAUGGUAAAUUGGUCUCGACAAUUAAGAAAAUUCCGAUUGCGAGCAAAUCCCCUUUGUUGAAACAUAUAGUGUCCUUCAGGCGUUGUGUGUACAUGGUUCUUAAGGAUAACAAAGAUGAUUUGGAUUUGACAAUGAAUGUGACUGUGGAUAACUUUAAUUAUGUGUUUUAUGCAACAACUAGCGUGAUGAAAUGCUUUGGUUGUGGACAAACGGGUCAUCUCGUACGUGCGUGUCCUGAUAAAAAGGAAGACGCUAAUAAUUCUGGAAACAAAGAAAAUUGUAAUGUUAAUGAAACUAGGGGUGAUGUGGCAGAGGGAGCGUCUAGCGUGAUUGAUGUUAACACUAACGUUAGUGCAACUACUGAGGGGGAGGGUACCGCUGGUGCUACUGGGCCUGUGAGCGAAGCCCAGGAACAAAAUGUUGCGCAUGGGUCUGAAGCGCAAGUAGAAAACCUCAAUGAUAAAACUACUGAUGGGGAGGGUCUUUCCACACCUUUGGGGGAGAUCAUCACUGAUUCUCAGUGUCAGGGAAGCAAUGACGAUGCCACUAUUGCUGAGGAGGCUCCAGAGGAAGAUAUGGAAACUUCUGUUUUGGAAGAGGGCAGUGUGAGGUUGGUGAAUGGUGGAAGUCGCUGUGCUGGGAGAGUGGAGGUUCUUCAUGAUGGUCAGUGGGGAACAGUGUGUCAUAAUGGCUGGGAUAUGAGAGAAGCUGCAGUGGUGUGUAGAGAGCUGCGCUGUGGGGAGCCUGUAAAUGUUCGGUAUGAGGCUCACUUUGGACGAGGAUCCGGACCAAUCUGGAUGGAUGGUGUGAAGUGUAGAGGAUCAGAGUUGACACUGAAGAACUGUACAUCAGCAGAGUUGGGCAAAAAUAACUGUAAUCAUGGUGGAGAUGCUGGAGUCACCUGCUCAGACGGUGUGAGGUUGGUGAAUGGUGAAAGUCGCUGUGCUGGGAGAGUGGAGGUUCUUCAGGAUGGUCAGUGGGGAACAGUGUGUAGUUCUGCCUGGGAUGUGAAAGAUGCUGCAGUGGUGUGUAGAGAGCUGCGCUGUGGGGAGCCUGUAGAUCUGCAGUAUUGGGCUGAGUUUGGACGAGGAUCAGGACCAAUCUGGAUACACGAUUUGUACUGCAGAGGGUCAGAGUCAACACUGAACAACUGUAGCUCACAAGGGGAACAUGCCUGUGGUCAUGUGAUUGAUGCUGGAGUCGUCUGUUCAGACGGUGUGAGGUUGGUGAAUGGUGGAAGUCGCUGUGCUGGGAGAGUGGAGGUUCUUCAGGAUGGUCAGUGGGGAACAGUGUGUGGUGAUGACUGGGAUCUGGACGAUGCUGCAGUGGUGUGUGGAGAGCUGCGCUGUGGGGAGGCUGUAAAUGCAACACAAAACAGUGACUUUGGAGCGGGAUCAGGACCAAUCUGGCUGGUUGGUGUGCAGUGUAGAGGAUCAGAGUCGACACUGAAGAACUGUCGAUCAGAUGGGAGGGGGGAUUACUGUGGUCACGGUCGGGAUGCUGGAGUCACCUGUUCAGGUAAACUGCUGUAUUUAGGAAAAAAUAUUACAAAGAGCAGUGUGAGGUUGGUGAAUGGUGGAAGUCGCUGUGCUGGGAGAGUGGAGGUUCUUCAGGAUGGUCAGUGGGGAACAGUGUGUGGUGAUGGCUGGGAUCUGGACGAUGCUGCAGUGGUGUGUGGAGAGCUGGGCUGUGGGGAGGCUGUAAAUGCAACACAAAACAGUGACUUUGGAGCGGGAUCAGGACCAAUCUGGCUGGCUGGUGUGCAGUGUAGAGGAUCAGAGUCGACACUGAAGAACUGUCGAUCAGAUGGGAGGGGGGAUUACUGUGGUCACGGUCGGGAUGCUGGAGUCACCUGUUCAGGCAGUGUGAGGUUGGUGAAUGGUGGAAGUCGCUGUGCUGGGAGAGUGGAGGUUCUUCAUGAUGGUCAGUGGGGAACAGUGUGUCAUAAUGGAUGGGAUAUGAGAGAAGCUGCAGUGGUGUGUAGAGAGCUGCGCUGUGGGGAGCCUGUAAAUGUUCGGUAUAAGGCUCACUUUGGACGAGGAUCCGGACCAAUCUGGAUGGAUGGUGUGACCUGUAGAGGAUCAGAGUCGACACUGAAGAACUGUACAUCAGCAGAGUUGGGCAAAAAUAACUGUAAUCAUGGUCGAGAUGCUGGAGUCACCUGCUCAGGUAAAUUGGUUUUAAUCUUAACUUUUAAAAUAUAUGCUCAAAAAUAUAUUUAUUACCACAAUCGAUAUUUAAGAAAUGAUCCUGAGAACGAUGAUGACUCUGUUCCAGCUGAUCAGAGGACAGUUAUAGUGACAGACGGUGUGAGGUUGGUGAAUGGUGAAAGUCGCUGUGCUGGGAGAGUGGAGGUUCUUCAGGAUGGUCAGUGGGGAACAGUGUGUAGUUCUGCCUGGGAUGUGAAAGAUGCUGCAGUGGUGUGUAGAGAGCUGCGCUGUGGGGAGCCUGAAGCUCUGGGGUAUUGGGCUGAUUUUGGAGGAGGAUCCGGACCAAUCUGGAUACACGAUUUGUACUGCAGAGGAUCAGAGUCAACACUGAACAAUUGUAGCUCACAAGGGGAACAUGCCUGUGGUCAUGUGAUUGAUGCUGGAGUCGUCUGUUCAGGUCACAUAAGGCCGAGACUCUCUGCUGGUCCUCACCGGUGCUCUGGGAGAGUGGAGGUGCUUCAUGGAGGUUCCUGGUCCACAGUGUGUGAUGCUGACUUUGACCAGCAGGAUGCAGAGGUUGUGUGCAGAGAGCUGGGCUGUGGGAUUCCUGUGGAGGUGCUGGGAUCAGCUGCUUUUGGCCGAGGGGAGGGUCAGGUGUGGACAGAGGAGCUUCAGUGUAGAGGAAACGAAUCUGAGAUUUACUUCUGUCCAACAUCAUCUUCACUCAAACACUCAACCUGCUCCCAUGACAACGAUGUGGGAUUAAAAUGUUCUGCUCACACAGGGGCGCGGCUGGUGAACGGACCGGACUCCUGUUCCGGUCGAGUGGAGCUCCAGUACCUCAGUGAGUGGGGCACAGUUUGUGCUGUAAGCUGGGAUAUGAGAGCUACAGAUGUUCUCUGUGCACAGCUGGACUGUGAGAGUGCUGUGGCUGUGGUGGAGGUUGACUGGUUUGGGAACGGGAGUGGCCACAUCUGGGCUGAUGUGUUUGAUUGUCAGGGGAAUGAGACACACCUCUCACAAUGUGGCGUCUCAUCAUGGAGUCGAGCUGCAUGCUCUCAUCAACACGAUGCUGGAGUCAUCUGUAAUGGAUCAUCCGUGGCGUUUCAUGAGGGGCGAGUGCGGUUGUCUGGAGGGAGCGAGUGUCAGGGGGAGGUGGAGAUUUAUUUCAGGCAGGACUGGAGGAGAGUUCUCCUGGACUCGUGGAGUCUGUCUGAGGCGUCUGUGCUCUGCAGACAGCUGGGCUGUGGCUCCGUGCUGAACUACCGCUCCUCUCCAUCCACCACUGAACACAAACACAUGUGUGUAACGGGUUUCAGCUGCUCUGGGACUGAAGCUCAUGUGGGGAACUGCAGCAGAGCACAAAAUGUCAGCUGCAGCUCCGGGGAACAGCUGUACAUCACCUGCUCAGGUAAGUUUAACUCAGACCCCAGGUCCAUCAGGCUGGUUGGUUCUGGUGGAGACUGUGCAGGAAGGCUGGAGGUUUUCCACAGCGGCUCGUGGGGGACAGUGUGUGAUGACUCGUGGGAUAUUGAGGAUGCACAGGUGGUGUGCAGACAGCUGCAGUGUGGAGAGGCCCUCAGUACCCACAUACCAGCCUGGUUUGGUCCUGGAACUGGGUCCAUAUGGCUGAAUGAGGUGGAGUGUGAGGGGAACGAGACGUCCCUGUGGAACUGCAGAUUUCAGCGGUGUGAAGAGGGUGAAUGUGGACACCAGGAGGACGUAGGAGUCGUGUGCUCAGAGUUUAAAGAGAUCCGACUCACGGAGGGCUGUGAGGGGAAUCUGGAAGUGUUCUACAAUGGAACCUGGGGUAAUGUGUGUCACAAUCAGAUGGAGCAGGAAGUAGAAACAGCAGACAUGGUGUGUCGAGAGCUGAACUGUGGAAGACAUGGCAGUCUGUCAAACACUGCAGCGAGAGUAAAAUCUGCUCCGAACUGGCUGGAUCAUCUGAAGUGUCGGAAACACGACUCUAAUCUGUUGCAGUGUCCAUCUUCACCCUGGGGACAGAACCGCUGUGAUAAUGGUGAUGAGGUGGUUCAUAUUACCUGUACAGGUGGGUGGAUUCAGACUUUUCUGCUUCUGUCCUGCUCUUCAUUUCCCUCUCAGAAACAUUGCUCAAAGCGCUGGUCUCUCAGGCUGAGGGGAGAUAAGGGAAGCUGCUCUGGGAGGUUGGAGGUGUAUCAUAAAGCUACGUGGGGCUCCGUUUGUGAUGAUCAGUGGAACAUCAGCAACGCUCAGGUGGUGUGCAGACAGCUGGGCUGUGGGUUGGCGCUGAGAGCUGAGAGGAAUGUUCCUGGUCCUGGUGAAGGGACGAUCUGGCUGAACAGAGUGAAGUGUCGAGGGGAUGAGAUUCACCUGUGGGACUGUCAUCAUUCCCUGAAGAACCACACUGACUGCUCUCAUGCUGGAGUCACCUGUGCAGACAUAUCCACUGUGUCCACGGCAAGACCCACCACCACCACAUCAGGUCUGUAUAUUUGUUCCACUACAAUAAUUGCUACUGUUCAAGCCACUCAAACCCCUCCAUCAGCUGGAGCUCCAUCCAGCCCUCCACUGGUUCUCUUUGUGUUGGGAACGCUGCUCUUCCUGGCCUUAGUGCUUCUGCUGCUCCUGUUUUACCAGAACAGAGCACUCAGGAGAGAUGUCUCUAAGACGAGGCGUAAGACUCAGCCUGAGGCAGUCUAUGAGGAGAUCAACCACAGAUCCAUCACUAGAAGAAGCAGGAGCUCCACUCAAAGAGAAGAUAGGUUUGCAGUCAUCCGGUGCUGUUUCUAUGGCUCGGGUUUCCAGAUCCUCCAUAAAAAAGUUGCAUAGAGUGGCAGAUAGCGGGUCCCCCAUUGCAAAUCCCUCUUUUUGUCUAU
Messenger RNA from Neoarius graeffei (lesser salmon catfish), 5327 nucleotides. Its product is annotated as scavenger receptor cysteine-rich type 1 protein M130-like. The record is from RefSeq and is a predicted model, not a curated record. The transcript is spliced from 19 exons. Gene Ontology annotation, cellular component: membrane. NCBI's taxonomy places the organism in Eukaryota, Metazoa, Chordata, Actinopteri, Siluriformes, Ariidae. Bases 1 to 5280 code for a protein of 1759 amino acids. Gene Ontology annotation, molecular function: zinc ion binding; nucleic acid binding.